Molecule: messenger RNA, 1008 nt
Organism: Nomia melanderi (Alkali bee)
Lineage: Eukaryota; Metazoa; Arthropoda; Insecta; Hymenoptera; Halictidae
Product: ribonuclease Oy
Biological process (GO): RNA catabolic process
Cellular component (GO): extracellular region
Molecular function (GO): RNA binding; ribonuclease T2 activity
Source: RefSeq, a predicted model, not a curated record
UGGUGGGGCGGUCCUUAUAAAAGACGAUGAGAGCAUAGUGCUAGAUUAAGACGAGUAACACACGCUCGUCGGGUACGUCGAGCUUGAACUCGCUUUGGGAAACUCGCAGAGAUGUUUAGUCAUAAAAUAGGUUUACUAUUAUUUCUCCUCGCUGUGUUAAAUGGGCACGCGACAGCGAGAUCAAAGCACUUCGACGUUCUAAUUUUCACUCAACGAUGGCCGCAGACGAUUUGCAUCAUGUGGAAAGAGGAAUCACCUUCUCAUUCUUGCGCGUUGCCAAGCGACACUCAGGAAUGGACGAUCCACGGGCUCUGGCCGACCGAAUUUCACAGGAUAGGGCCGGAAUACUGUAACCCGUCGCUGCCGUUCGAUCCCUCCGCGUUGAGUCCUUUGGAAGACCAAUUAAAGGAGAAAUGGAUAGACAUAGAGUUCGGUAGAGACUCUUACUCGCUCUGGAAACACGAGUGGGAGAAGCACGGCACUUGUGCGGCGGUGCUUCCUGAAUUAAGUAACGAGCAGAAGUACUUCGAGGAGGGUCUCGCUUUGUUGUCGCAGUACGACAUGAAAAAUGUAUUGGCUCAAGCCAACAUCGUACCUGGAUACCAAUAUGCGGCAACUGAUAUAUUUAACGCAGUUCAACAAGUAUUAGGCGCUAGUCCUGUAAUCGUGUGCAGAAGAGACAGGGAUUCCGGAGAUUCAUACUUAUUCGAAAUACGAAUUUGUCUCAGCAAAUCUUUGGAAUUAACCAAUUGCGAUAGUGUUACUGAAUUCCCUACGAAUUGCGGUGAAUCUACAAGCGUUGUGUAUCCUGCUGAUGUAUCACAAGAUUACAACGAGGUGUGACUGUUGCAGUUACACCGUGGAAUUGUAUAAAACUGUGCAUAAGAAAUAUUUGAAGAUGUUAAACGAUUUCUAUAUACAUGAGUUUUGAAACGAUUUGAUAAUGAACGAUUACCUUUAUCUUUAAGCGGGUUUACUGUUUGAAAUAAACUUCGCAGCAUUUCCAAA